AUAAGGCAGGAAGGGCUCCAUUAAAUUCAUAAAACCAACAAUGACCGAUCUCAAAAAUAUCAAACUCCACUAUUUCACCAUCGAAAACAGUAACACCAUCGGUCGCGGUGAAUAUGUUCGCUUAUUGCUCGAAGACGCUGGUGUUGAAUAUGAGUAUGUAAGACACACUUUUGCUGAAUGGAAGGACCACAAACAAAAAUUACUCGAUGAAAAGAUUCGUGAUCCUACCAUGCCUUAUGUCACUAUUGAUGGCAAAUAUUACUCAAAGACCGUACCUCUUAUGAGAUUUUUUUCCAAUAAGCUCAACAAAUAUGAGGGCUCCAAUGCUGAUGAAGUUCAACUUUUGGAUGCUUACGCAGAUAUGAUUAUGGAUUGGUCAACAAAAUGGGCAUGUACCGUCUUUGGCAGCUUCACUGAGGAUUUCGGCAAGAAAUACAAGGAAGAGACUGGUCCUACUUAUUAUAAGUCUUUCAACGAUAUCCUUUCUGAUACCAAAGGUCCUUUCUUGUUAGGCGAGACGAUUACAUACCCCGAUUUCGCUCUUUAUCAUGUCAUGGAAGAUGAUUCUAACGUUACAUUUGAUGCAAAGGCUUAUCCUCAUCUCAAUGCUUUUGCUUUUCCUUACAUUGCUACCUUUGUUAAAGCCGUUCAGGACAGACCUAAUUUAAAGGCUUAUUUUGCUUCUGAUCGAAAGUAA
This is a messenger RNA of Mucor mucedo, 697 nucleotides long. RefSeq lists its product as uncharacterized. Gene Ontology annotation, biological process: glutathione metabolic process. NCBI's taxonomy places the organism in Eukaryota, Fungi, Mucoromycota, Mucoromycetes, Mucorales, Mucoraceae. Gene Ontology annotation, molecular function: glutathione transferase activity. The transcript has 3 exons. Bases 41 to 697 code for a protein of 218 amino acids. The record is from RefSeq and is a predicted model, not a curated record.